Molecule: messenger RNA, 2977 nt
Organism: Anopheles funestus (African malaria mosquito)
Lineage: Eukaryota; Metazoa; Arthropoda; Insecta; Diptera; Culicidae
Product: histone H2A
Exons: 1
Coding region: 50-424 (124 amino acids)
Cellular component (GO): nucleosome
Molecular function (GO): DNA binding; structural constituent of chromatin; protein heterodimerization activity
Source: RefSeq, a predicted model, not a curated record
CAGGGAAGAUCGUAGCGAACGCACUCUCUUACGCACCCAAGCUAUCAACAUGUCUGGCCGUGGCAAAGGAGGAAAAGUUAAGGGAAAGGCAAAGUCCCGCUCGAACCGUGCCGGUCUGCAGUUCCCAGUUGGCCGUAUCCAUCGUCUGCUACGCAAAGGCAACUAUGCCGAGCGCGUCGGUGCUGGUGCACCAGUGUAUUUGGCUGCCGUAAUGGAAUAUUUGGCCGCUGAAGUGCUCGAGUUGGCAGGAAACGCUGCCCGAGACAACAAGAAAACGCGCAUCAUCCCGCGUCAUCUGCAGCUGGCCAUCCGCAACGAUGAGGAAUUGAACAAGCUGUUGUCCGGCGUCACCAUUGCUCAGGGUGGUGUGUUGCCGAACAUCCAAGCCGUGCUGCUGCCGAAGAAGACCGAGAAGAAGGCCUAAGCCUAUCGCGAAAUCAGCUUCUUUCAAUCUUCCGCCAAAAACCGUCCUUUUCAGGGCGACAAAUCAUUUCGCUAAAGAUUUCAUUUGACCAUUUCUGCUGAGCCCACUGCCAACGCAUUCUCAUACCGCAGGUAAAUCCAAUAAAGUGAGAAAUGCAGGAAAAUCCUUAACACGCACUCCAAAGUCAAAAGAGUUCAAAGACUCUAGCAGCGGCAAAUCGUAGUGAAAAAUGUUCAUAUUUUAAACCUGUGCCGUAUGUGAACUCCCACAUUAUUGUAAGGAGCAAUGGAUGAAACGUUAAAAAUAGAGUCGUCUACCUGUUUUUUCACCUGGGACGAACCUAUGAGCAAGAGAUAAUUUACAUCGAUCGUAAGGGAAUAUGGAUACCUGCCUUAUGUAGGUAGCAUCCAUGGCCUUGAACCGAUGUUUUUUUAAAUGAUUUUUUUUAAUACAAUUCGUAAACCGUUAUUCUGGAAUGCACCGAGCCCAUUGCAUUCCAAUGUAUGCGAAACCAUCUCAAAACACAUUCGUCAUCAACAGCAGCAGCAACAGCAUCAGAAACAAUCCAUACGAAAGAAACAUUAUUUACUCUUACCUGUUUCAGUACGCGGCAUGCACUUCUCUCCUUUCGGUUGCUCCCUCGAUGAACCAAUUUUACUGUUAUUCGGGUUUUUUUUCCGAACGAUGCUCACUGAUCACGAUAGAAACGCAAACUUGAACUUUCACCACGAUCCUUUUGACAAUCUUGUGUAUACACGAACUCAUGCACUUUCCUUCCGAAUCCAUGCAGCUCGAUCACUAAACUUCACUCACUAGUUUGUUCACUACUCACAUUCCAAUUGCACUGAAGUUUACCUCGAUCACGAUUUCGGAUCGCUGUCCCUGUCCACCGUCGAUGCCCGGUUUCGUACCGCUGCAGCCGCUCCAUAUUAUAAUAAAAAGAAGCAGCAGCAGCAGCAACAACAACUAUUUAAAUAUAGGAGCGCAUUUUUUUCUUCCCGGCCGACGGGAUUCACUGCACGCACUCCUCGCCCCCUCUCCCGGUUAACGCACCGGAAACGCACUUAUUCCACGCACUUCCAGGCCACUCACGCACAAUUCAGGGACACUAAAAUCGCUGUCCCUGUCCACCGCCGAUGCCCGGUUUCGUACCGCUGCAGCCGCUCCAUAUUAUAAUAAAAAGAAGCAGCAGCAGCAGCAACAACAACUAUUUAAAUAUAGGAGCGCAUUUUUUUCUUCCCGGCCGACGGGAUUCACUGCACGCACUCCUCGCCCCCUCUCCCGGUUAACGCACCGGAAACGCACUUAUUCCACGCACUUCCAGGCCACUCACGCACAAUUCAGGGACACUAAAAUCGCUGUCCCUGUCCACCGCCGAUGCCCGGUUUCGUACCGCUGCAGCCGCUCCAUAUUAUAAUAAAAAGAAGCAGCAGCAGCAGCAACAACAACUACUUUAAUAUAGGAGCGCAUUUUUUUCUUCCCGGCCGACGGGAUUCAAUGCACGCACUCCUCGCCCCCUUUUUCUGGGGAACGCAUCGGAAACGCACCGGAAACGUACUUUCAGUCCACUCACAUUUCUUUUCUUCCCGGCCGACGGGAUUCACUACACGCACUCCUCGCCCCCUCUCCCGGUGAACGCACCGGAAACGCACUUUCUACACACGCUCUGUUCAGGGACACUAAAAUAGUAGGAAAAAAUAUGAUCCUACAUGCAUUUCAUGCCACAGUGAAAAAAAUCACGGUAAGCGACGCCAAAAGUGUGGGCGGCGCAGUUUAAGCUUUUCACUGCACACUACACACACCACUUCACUGUAAAUUACUAAAACGCACACGCACACACACACACACGGACUAGUGAGCUCCACUAAACGCGGAAGAACCGGACCGAUCGACUGUACGAAGUAGACUGAACUCCGUUCGGUUCCUUGCAUAAUGAAAUACUAAUAUUGGAGUGAGAGUCGUGUCAGAGUUCGUGUCCUCUCUCUCUCGGUAUUAAGUAUCCCGAACACACAUACCUAGAUAAAAUGAUUGCCAGACUACUAGAAACGUUUUACCUAACGAAUUUUGCCACUCUUUUAAUGUUUUAUGCUUUUGCGUGUGCAAAUAUCAAUGUUCAAACCGUGCAAGGAACAAAACAUAUUUGUUGUAUAUAUGAGCAAAUUAAGUUACAUGCGCAUGAUUAUUCGAUAAGAAAAAAAACACGAUAAAUUUUAAUAAAUUUUGAAAGGUCAAAACCGAAAAUCUUUCCGAAAUCGUUUGUGGUAGCCUUAAGAAAGACUGAUUUUAUGUUACGCUUUAUGUUUAGCGUAAGAAACAGCAACGAAUUUGCAAAGUUUUGAAAUCGGGAGGGCACAAAUUUUAACAUGCCUUAAAACGGACACCCAAGCGCGGACGAAAUGUGCCUUCCAUUGUCCUUCUCUCCAGCUACGAAAUUAGUGCGAAUUUUCACUAAGGAAUUGCAUCUCGCUCUAACUUACGCGCUCUCUUUCGUUGCGUUGGUGUGUGAGUACACUUGCACUUAACGGUAUUUCUCAUCGGGUGAAAUUAUAUUUG